AAACAGACCGUGUGGUCCGCGUCCGUCCUUUUGGUUUCGUGGAGUGAAACGUUGGAGUGUCCUUGUUCUUAUCUCACUCUUUUAUAUAUAAAUAACAACCAUCAUCCAUUCCCAAAAUAUUCUCAUUCUUAAAACAUCCUAAGGUAUUAGAGUUAUGGAUACUAACUGUGGGCCCCUGGUAAAGACACAAGCCAAGAUGCAGUAUGCUGAAAACGAGAUGUUAGGCCUCAGAAAAGGUCCAUGGACGCUUGACGAGGACACCAUUCUCCUCAAUUACAUCACCACCCAUGGUGAAGGUCACUGGAAUUCCCUCGCACGAUCUGCAGGUUUAAGGAGGAGUGGGAAGAGUUGCAGAUUAAGGUGGCUGAACUACUUGCGCCCCGAUGUGCGGCGUGGAAACAUCACACUCCAAGAACAAAUACUAAUUCUCGACCUUCACUCUCGGUGGGGCAACAGGUAUAAAAUUCAUCUAAGGUUUUUCUGUUAUGUGGUUGGGUGUAUAAUGUUUUAUCGUAGGUGGUCGAAGAUUGCACAGCACCUGCCAGGAAGAACGGACAAUGAAAUAAAGAACUAUUGGAGGACGAGAGUGAUAAAACAGGCGAAGCAACUCAGGUGCGAUGUCAACAGCAAAGAGUUCAGAGACACCUUGCGUUAUGUGUGGAUGCCGCGCUUACUGGAACGGAUUCAGCCCGCAUCGCAAAUUCUCCAGCCUCAGAUCAAACUGGACCCAGGCCCAACUCAAAUUCAGGGUUUUCACGGUUUAGAUUCGGUGACCCCCGCCGGUUCUUUCUCGGACUCAUCAUCCGUGGAGCUCCAUAGCGAUUGUUCGGGUUCGGGUCUGGAUCCGUGGGAAGAAGGGAAUGGUGGGGGUGAAUGGUUGGAAAGUUUGUGGAAUGAGCUCGAAAUAAAAUACAGUUCCCUUCCGUGACGCAUUGUGCAAGGCACAGACAGUUUCAAAAGUUGAGCAUGCGCUUCUUUGUAUUGUUGUGUACAAAUUAAUUAGAUAUUAAACUUAGCCACGUGCCUUAUAAAAGUUUACAGCAGUUGAAAUAUUGAUUUUUCUUUGAAGACUUUUGCUA
Vigna radiata var. radiata (mung bean) is the source of this 1079-nucleotide messenger RNA. Its product is annotated as transcription factor MYB2-like. Lineage: Eukaryota; Viridiplantae; Streptophyta; Magnoliopsida; Fabales; Fabaceae. Gene Ontology annotation, molecular function: sequence-specific DNA binding; DNA-binding transcription factor activity. The record is from RefSeq and is a predicted model, not a curated record. Gene Ontology annotation, cellular component: nucleus. Gene Ontology annotation, biological process: regulation of DNA-templated transcription. Bases 155 to 928 code for a protein of 257 amino acids. The transcript has 2 exons.